Molecule: messenger RNA, 944 nt
Organism: Zea mays
Lineage: Eukaryota; Viridiplantae; Streptophyta; Magnoliopsida; Poales; Poaceae
Exons: 7
Coding region: 38-745 (235 amino acids)
Biological process (GO): translational elongation; peptide biosynthetic process
Cellular component (GO): cytoplasm
Molecular function (GO): translation elongation factor activity
Source: RefSeq, marked validated
AUUGGAGGCGAGGAGGAGCCACGCCGGGGCUCAAGGAAUGGCCGCUCUCCGCCACCUCGCCGCCGGCCCCACCUGCCACCACCACCACCACCACGGCGUCGCGGCAGCCACCGCCUCCCUCCGGCUCCAUCGCCUCCCCCUCCCCUUCCGCCCCCUUCGCUCCCGCUCCGGCUCCUUCACCAGGGUUUAUGCGAUCUCCAGCAAUGACAUCAGGGUCGGCACCAACGUCGAGGUCGACGGCGCGCCAUGGAAAGUUCUAGAGUUCCUCCACGUCAAGCCUGGAAAAGGCGCUGCUUUCGUCAGGACAAAACUGCGUAACUAUGUAACUGGCAACACGGUCGAGAAAACCUUCCGUGCUGGAAGUACGCUACAGGAACCAUCCCUUUCAAAGGAGACCAAGCAAUUUACAUACAAGGAUGGCUCCCAGUUCGUGUUCAUGGAUCUGACAACAUUUGAAGAAAGUCGGUUAAAUGAAGCAGAUGUCGGUGACAAACAAAAAUGGCUGAAAGAGGGGAUGGACUGCAAUUUGUUGUACUGGAAUGGGAAGAUCAUUGAUUUCGACCUCCCAAUCACUGUGAGGCUGACUGUAACUGAUACUGACCCAGGGGCAAGUGAUAGUGCGCAAGGAGGAACAAAGCCUGCAACCCUGGAAACUGGAGCUGUUGUCACUGUGCCCUCUUUUGUGAACGUAGGCGAUGAUAUUCUGGUGGAUUCAAGAACUGGGCAGUAUAUGAAUCGAGCAUAACGAAUUGAAGAGGAUUUCGGAUUUGAGGAGAGUACUGCUUUUUUGUUUGACCAUUUUAGUCCCAUUCACUUGUACAAACGCCCUGGGUCUUUGGCCCCAGGAAAUUUACAUUUCUGCUGCAUGUGAAUCCUCACUCUGAUUAUAACCAUGUACAUCUUUGGUUUCCAGAUAUAAGGAAAAUUGUGUUCAGAUUUUUAAA